AUGAACGCUGCGAGGCUCACCGCCUCCGUGGCGGCGCCGGCGGCGACGCGCCAGGCCGCCGGAGCCCCCAGGCCCGCCCGCGCCGCCUCCCGCCCGCCCCUGGCCCCCGCCCGCCCCGUCGCGCCGCGCCCGCGCGCCGGCGUCUGCCAGUACCGCAAGGAGUGGUCGACGGAGCUCGAGACCUGGCACACCUACAAGGACCCGUUUGAAAUCAUCGACCACGACAAGAUUUACCAGGCCCUUGAGGCCACCAAGGAGGCCGCCAAGGACAAGAACCGCAUCCGCGAGAUCCUCGCGGCCGCGAAGGAGCGCUCGCUCAUCAAGGAUGUCCCCAUCACGGGUGGCGACGAGUACGUCAAGGGCCUGUCCGUGGAGGAGAUGGCGACGCUGCUGAACACGGACGUGUACGACGAGGAGCUGAUGGAGGAGAUCUACGACACGGCGUUCGCGAUCAAGGAGCGCAUCUACGGCAACCGCAUCGUGCUCUUCGCGCCGCUAUACCUGGCCAACUACUGCACGAACAACUGCUCGUACUGCGCGUUCCGCGUCGCGAACAAGGACAUCGAGCGCUCGAAGCUCUCCGACGACGACGUCCGCCGCGAGGUCGCCGCGCUCGAGGCCCAGGGCCACAAGCGCCUGCUCGUGCUGACCGGCGAGCACCCCUCCUACACCUUCGACGACUUCCUGCACGCGCUCGACGUGAUCUUCGACGUGCACAGCGAGCCGUGCAGCGAGAUCCGCCGCGUCAACGUCGAGAUCCCCACGCUGUCCGUGUCCGACAUGCGCCGCCUCAAGGCCACGGACCGCGUCGGCACCUUCACGCUCUUCCAGGAGUCCUACCACUACCCCUCCUUCAAGAAGUUCCACCUCUCCGGGCCCAAGUCCGACUACGGCCACCGCCUCCUCACGCACGACCGCGCCAUGCGCGGCGGCAUCGACGACGUGGGCAUCGGCGUGCUGUUUGGCCUCUACGACCACAAGUUCGAGGCUAUUGCGAUGAAGAUGCACGCCGACCACCUGGACGACACGUACGGCGCGGGCCCGCACACGAUCUCCGUGCCGCGCAUGCGCCCCGCGGAGGGCUCGGAGCUGUCGGUGCAGCCGCCGUACGAGGUCGACGACAAGGAGUUCAAGAAGCUGGUGGCGAUCCUGCGCAUCGCGGUGCCGUACACGGGCAUGAUCCUGUCCACGCGCGAGAGCCCCGAGAUGCGCCGGCACCUGCUGCGCGUGGGCAUGUCGCAGAUGUCGGCUGGCAGCCGCACCGACGUCGGCGCCUACCACCGCCACCCCGGAGAGGCGAGCGACCUCAACCUCGGCGGGAGCAACCUCGAGGGGCAGUUCUCGCUGCUCGACACGCGGCCCGUGAAGGACAUCGUGAUGGACAUGAUGGAGGAGGGCUACGUGCCGUCGUGGUGCACCGCGUGCUACCGCAAGGGGCGCACGGGCGAGGACUUCAUGAAGAUCGCCAAGGCCGGCAACAUCCACAACUUCUGCCACCCGAACUCGCUGCUGACGCUCCAGGAGUACCUGAACGCGUACGGCACGGAGGAGGAGAAGAAGGUCGGGCGCGCGCUGAUCGACAAGGAGUCGAAGGUCGGGCUGUCGCCCUGGGCGCAGAACAAGCUCAAGGACAUGCUCGAGCGCCAGGACGCCGGCGAGAAGGACCUGUACUUCUAA
Pedinophyceae sp. YPF-701 is the source of this 1677-nucleotide messenger RNA. Lineage: Eukaryota; Viridiplantae; Chlorophyta; Pedinophyceae. The record is from the annotation of a GenBank genome assembly.